CUAAGUUCAUUUGUCUGUUCCAAUUUUUUUUUUUUUGGACUUUUAACGUGAAAGUGCACAAUGUUAUUGCAAAACACAAUUAGCCUAACGGCACAACGCGGUCUGUCUACGGUCCUUACAGUAAUUAUCCUACUCCAUCUAUGCACACGUCUCGACGUGGUUAAAGCGAACUCGAUUAAGGAUGUGAAUAAUGUGUUACGCGAUGUUGCGGCAGCCGCCAUGAUGAGUGACGGUAGUGGUGGCGGUCGCUUUAUACGCAGCAAUGGUGAAGCUGCAAAUGAUGUUGCAGCAGAAAUGUUGCGUAGCACCGAAAGGACACAGAAAAAUAAAAAACAUGUAUCGGAAGAAACUAGUGUUGAACUCCUAAGAUUUAUUGAUGAUGAUGAUAAUAAUGAUGUUAAUGAUGAUGAAGCUGAUAAUGAUAUUAUUGAGGAUUAUGAACAUAAUGCUUACGAUAAUUCAAAUGAAAGUGCUGUAAAAGUGAAAGCGAAGGAUUUUGGUAGUACAACAAGCGCUACAAUAAAAUCGAAACGUGUUGUUGUUGUUAACAAUGUUGACAGUAAUUCUGACGAUUUAUCGCUUAACGAUCAAGUGCGUUUAUUAACGAAACAAUUGAAUGCGUUAAUGACACGUCGACGUGAGGAUUACGAAAUGUUGGAACGUAAUUUACGCAAAUCGCUAAGGAUUACCGCAGACGCUGCCGCUGAUACGGAUUUAAGGAACGAAGUAGAACAGUUGAGAUUGGAAGUAAAGUCGUUACGUGAUGGUCACAUUAACACAAACAAGGAGCGUCUUACUAUCGAAUGGUUGCAACAGUCUGUAUCGGAAAUACGCAAACAACUCAUCGAAUUGCAACAGAUUGCCACAAAAGCUACAAAGGAUGUCAAUUUUCAUACACAGAAUUUCGAGGAUUUGGCAACUGUUCGUAAUGACUUUCAACAACUUAAACUGGAAGUAGUCUCCCUACAGGAGCGCCAACAACAGAGUGAAGUUUAUGUGCAGGAACUACGCGAAGAAAUAAUGCAGCAGGAAGAGGAUUAUAAACGUCUACUGCAUAAUCUCAAAGGAUUACAACAAACCGAUGUAAAUGCACAAACUGCAGUGCAGUACAAAGGAGAACAGAGCGAGGAUGUUAAGCUCAACACUGAAUCCUUGGCAGAUCACAAACGCCGUCAUUGUCACUUCCAACGCCAAGAAAUACAUGAACUUCAAUUGGCGCAACGUAGCAUGCGGCGCAAGCUGAACGAACUGAAAUACCACCGCAUUGACGAACGCGUACGCAGCAUCGAAAUAGAGCAACAUCGUCUUGCGGAUGCCAAUUUCAAUUUGAGUCGCCAAAUUGCCACGUUGGACAAAUUGCAUUUGUCGAUGCUGGAACUGCUGGAGGACGUAGAAGGUCUACAAACUAAAAUUGACAAGAAUGUGCCCGAGCUACGGCAUGAAAUAUCCAAAUUAGAAUUUACAAAUGCACAACUAACAUCCGAGCAGAAUAUGCUGCGUGAGGAAAGCAAAAAUAUGGCACGUUCCAUACAAGCCAUGGCAAUGAGUGUAAGCACUUUACAGGAUGAACGUGACGGCGUCCGGAAAAUGGAAACAACUGUAACCAAACUCCAAGCACAAGUCGAUCGUUCACAAAGUGUCCUACAGGAUGUGCAACGAGCAUUGACACAUCACAGAAGAGCUGACAAUAAGCUUCAACAAUAUGGAAUUGAUUUCAAUGAUGAACUAGAAAACAACACUAAUAGUGUUAACAAUACCAACAAUACGAAUUUAUCUCAAAAUGCUGAAACAUUGGUUGAAAAGUUAGAAAAGGUUGAGUUACAAUACGAGUCCAUCAUAAAUAAAUUACCACAAGAUUGCAGUGAUGUUGCACAAAGUACUGAAGGUCUUUAUUUGAUUGCGCCUGCUGGUCAGCAUCAUCCAUUAAUGGCCCAUUGCACAGCAGAUGGCUGGACAACUGUACAACGACGUUAUGAUGGCAGUGCUGAUUUUAAUCGUUCGUGGGAAGAUUAUGCUGCCGGUUUUGGCACACCUGCUGGUGAAUAUUGGAUUGGUAACGAGCAAUUGCACCAUUUGACCGUGAAUAACUGCACCGAAUUACGUAUAAUUAUGCAAGAUAUUUACGACAAUGUUUGGCAAGCACAAUACAGUAACUUCUAUAUAGCUUCACGCGCUGAUGGCUUCCGCCUGCACAUUUCCGGCUAUCGUGGCAAUGCAUCAGAUGCUUUAGACUAUCAGCAGGGUAUGCAAUUCUCAGCGAUCGAUGUAGAUCGUGACAUCUCACAAACGCACUGUGCUGCUAACUAUGAGGGUGGAUGGUGGUUCUCUCAUUGUCAGCAUGCAAAUUUGAAUGGACGCUACAAUCUCGGUUUGACAUGGUUCGAUGCGUCGCGCAAUGAAUGGAUUGCCGUCAAAUCAAGUCAAAUGCAAAUAAAGCGUCAAUCAGCAGCAGUUUGUGCUUAUAGAAAUGCUAAACGAUAUGCUGCAACUGCUUCUGAUGUGACAAGUGCGACGACAAUUAUAUCUAGCGAAGUACCGACAACCACAACAACAGCAACGUAUUCAUCCGGUGUACAAGUGUAGAAUGCCUUUCAGAGCAUUCAUACAAAUCAUCAUACCAUGGAAAACCCAAACACAUUAAAAUUAUAAAACUAUAAACAAUUACAUACGCGUAUCUUUGCUAGAGUUAGAACCACCAUAGCCAUGCCUGCUGUAGUUUGACGUGCAGAGCGUUCAUAUAUUAUUGCGUAUGUGAGAAGUCAAUAGAUUUAUGCGUUACGAUAAGGCGUCAUCCAUGUGGAGAUACUCAUUACUAUAAAAUUUUGUAAAUAUUUUCAAUAUAUAAAGGCAAGUUGUGAACAUGCUUUCUAUGUAAGUCCAGAGUUACUAUUUAAUUAAGUUGUAUUUAUAUUAGAAUUUCUGA
This is a messenger RNA of Teleopsis dalmanni, 2923 nucleotides long. RefSeq names its product protein scabrous (gene sca). The transcript is spliced from 4 exons. The record is from RefSeq and is a predicted model, not a curated record. Lineage: Eukaryota; Metazoa; Arthropoda; Insecta; Diptera; Diopsidae. The coding region runs from base 61 to 2583 and encodes 840 amino acids.